Messenger RNA from Vittaforma corneae ATCC 50505, 1110 nucleotides. RefSeq lists its product as uncharacterized. The transcript has a single exon. The record is from RefSeq and is a predicted model, not a curated record. NCBI's taxonomy places the organism in Eukaryota, Fungi, Microsporidia, Nosematidae. The coding region runs from base 1 to 1110 and encodes 369 amino acids.
AUGGGCCAUGCAUUCUCAAGAAUUAAAGAAGAAGCCAGUGAAGACAGCAGCAUUACUUUGUCCUUUGAAUCUGUUUUAGGUGUUCAAGAGCUGAUAACAGUCGAAGAGGCUAGAAAAGUAUACAUCAAACUGUUCUAUGAAAACCAAGGAAACAACGACAAGCUAGUUGAGAUAAAUGACGCGUUCAAUCUAUUUAAAAGCAGUGUGGACGUAGAUCUUUAUUAUUUAAUCUAUACGGGAAUAUAUGGCACGGGCAAAGCUCAAGAAAGAACGGUCAUCAACCAAUUUGAAAGUCAACAGCUAAAGAAAGUCAAGAGUGCACAAUCUGUUUCAAAUGCAGACGCUACAACAGGUGGGUGCCGACUUAAUACAGCAGACAAGUAUGAUCUGGAAAUUAUCAGAAAUAGCGACGGUUCCGUAGUGCUAAAAUACAAAGGAUUUACUAAACCUUUUGACUUUACCCACUUUUCCCACGACUUUUUUGAGAAGUUGUCCAAUCGUUUUCAAAUCAAAGCGCCUGUCAAGUUUAAAGAUUCUGACUUUUUGAGAUUUUACAGUUUCUGGAGUCAUUUUCUUGCAGCAGACAAGGCUCUUGAAAAUAAGGUAAGAAGGAUUGUAAGAAUAAUCAAAGAGAAUGAUCCAAGAUUAAAUAAUAGAGAAAAUAAAUGUGCUAUUGACAGCAAGAGUUACAAACACAGUGCCAAAAUCUAUGAAAAGAAGGAAAAACAGUGGAAACAUUUUUGUGAAGCCUGCAAAAAAGGAUUUAACAGCGACAAUACAUUAAGGGAUCAUUUGAAUAGCAGGCAACACAAGAGCAAGAAUGUAGUAGAUAACAACACUACUGAUAAAAGUAUUGAUGAAAGAGGAGACUGUCGGAAUGUUGAGUGUAGCCAAAAUAGUAAAGACAAUCACAGUAUCGAUGAGGCUUUGAGCGAGGAUCAUUAUAAAGAUAUUGGUGUUAAUUUAACUUCUAAUGACAGCUUGAAAGCUGAGUGCGAUCCAAGUACCUGGCAAAGUGCAGACCAUCCUAUUUUCAGGACUUGUGGGAUUUGUAAAGAAGUCCUUAAGACAAGAUCUGAGCUAGUUUUGCAUCUCAAGAAAGAUCACUGA